This is a messenger RNA of Nasonia vitripennis (jewel wasp), 1409 nucleotides long. It is a transcript of the gene TTLL1B, whose product is annotated as probable tubulin polyglutamylase TTLL1. Bases 46 to 1344 code for a protein of 432 amino acids. Gene Ontology annotation, molecular function: ATP binding; tubulin binding; tubulin-glutamic acid ligase activity. The transcript is spliced from 8 exons. Gene Ontology annotation, cellular component: cilium. NCBI's taxonomy places the organism in Eukaryota, Metazoa, Arthropoda, Insecta, Hymenoptera, Pteromalidae. Gene Ontology annotation, biological process: protein polyglutamylation; microtubule cytoskeleton organization. The record is from RefSeq and is a predicted model, not a curated record.
UUUCGGCGCCCGUCAACUCUGCCCUUUUACGACAGUUUACGAAAAAUGGCAAGCACAGACAAUAAGCGCGUGGCUAACAAUACUUGGUCCAAUAUUUACGGCAGGGUUCCUACGGUAGGACCGGACAAAAUGAAGGUGACCUUUUGCACGGAUAUGGAUAAAUCGGUAAUUGUUUACAAUUUCGAAAAGCGCGGAUGGACGCAAGUUAGUCCCGAAGAUGACUGGAACUUUUACUGGGCCGUCACGCAAUCGUGCCGAAAUAUUUUCAGCGUCGAAACCGGCUACAGAAUGGCUGAUAAUCAAACUAUAAACCACUUUCCAAAUCACUACGAGCUGACUCGCAAGGACCUCCUCGUUAAAAACAUCAAACGAUACCGAAAAGACCUGGAGCGCGAAGGCAACCCUUUGGCCGAAAGAGGCGACGGUCCCGGAAAAUACCUUCAUCUCGACUUCAUACCGGUGACCUUCGUGUUACCAGCAGACUACAACAUGUUCGUCGAGGAGUAUCGGAAAUCGCCGCAAAGUACGUGGAUCAUGAAACCCUGCGGCAAAUCCCAAGGCGCUGGAAUAUUUUUGAUAAACAAAUUGAGCAAAUUGAAGAAAUGGUCCAGGGAAGCGAGAAAUCCCUUUAAUCCGAAUCUCACGAAAGAGUCUUACGUUAUAUCCAGAUACAUCGAUAAUCCUCUUCUGAUCGGUGGCAAAAAGUUCGAUCUUCGACUCUACGUUUUAAUCACAUCGUUUAGACCUCUGAAAGCGUAUCUCUUUAAACUCGGGUUUUGCCGCUUUUGUACAGUUAAAUACGACACCAGCAUUCAGGAGUUGGACAACAUGUAUGUCCACUUGACCAAUGUUUCCGUCCAAAAACACGGGGACGAAUACAACAGUUUACACGGCGGAAAGUUGAGUGUUCAGAAUCUUCGACUUUACUUGGAGAGCACGAGAGGCAAAGCGGUGACCGAAAAAUUGUUCGCAAAUAUUUCCUGGUGCAUAGUCCAUUCGUUGAAAGCCGUGGCUCCUGUUAUGGCGAACGAUCGUCACUGCUUCGAAUGUUACGGCUACGAUAUUAUCAUCGACAAUAAGCUGAAACCUUGGCUGAUUGAAGUAAAUGCUUCACCUUCGCUAACAUCGACAACCGUCAACGAUCGAAUACUGAAGUACAAACUUAUCGACAAUAUAGUAUCCGUAGUUUUGCCUCCUGAUGGCGUUCCAGACGUUAGAUGGAAUAAAUGCCCAUCGCAAGAAGCAAUGGGCAACUUUGAACUUCUUAUAGACGAAGAGUUAGUGGCUCAGGACGAAAGAGAAAAUCCAGGAAAGUACCGAAACUCGUCAAGUAAAUGGAAAUGAAAAGACGGAAUUUAUUGUUGAAUUUAAAAACAGAGUUAUAAAAUCAAUACGUAUGUAUAGACGAA